Saccharomycodes ludwigii is the source of this 876-nucleotide messenger RNA. RefSeq lists its product as uncharacterized. The record is from RefSeq and is a predicted model, not a curated record. Gene Ontology annotation, biological process: flocculation. Bases 1 to 876 code for a protein of 291 amino acids. The transcript has a single exon. Lineage: Eukaryota; Fungi; Ascomycota; Saccharomycetes; Saccharomycodales; Saccharomycodaceae.
AUGGAAAUUACCGGCUACUUUUUAGCCCCAGAAACAGGUUCUUAUACAUUUACCCUAGGAAAUGUUGACGAUUCAGCUGGUUUGUUGUUUGAUCAAGAUGCGUUUGGUUUUUGCGAACAAAAUGAUAUUACUGCUACCACAACAAAUUUUUUGCUAAAUGCUAUUAAGGGUUGCGAAUCAGGAAAAGAAGCUUCUGUAUCUAGUGAAAAAACUCUAAUUGGUGGACUUUAUUACCCAAUAAGAAUUAUAUUUUCAAAUGCAAUUACAAAAGCAAGCUUAGAUUUUUCAGCAACAUUACCCAAUGGAACCGUUAUUAAUGAUUUUACUAAUUACAUUUAUACAUUCGGUGAAGAUGAAUCUUAUUGCCCAGCAUUUGAACGUGAAACUACAACAUACACACCAUGGACUGGUACAUAUACAUCUACCAUUGGUACUAGUGUAACUACCAAUAUUGGUACAGAUGGUAUUCCAACAACCUCUACCAUCUACACAGUUGAGACUCCAGUAGUUGAAGGUACUACUACCACCUACACACCAUGGACUGGUACAUACACAUCUACCAUUAAUACAGAUGUAACUACCAGUAUUGGUACAGAUGGUAUUCCAACUAUCUCUACUAUCUACACAGUUGAAACUCCAGAUGUUGAAGUUACUACUACUACAUACACACCAUGGACUGGUACAUUCACUUCUACCAUUGGUACUAGUGUUACUACCAGUAUUGGCUCAGAUGGUAUUCCAACUACCUCCACUAUCUACACUGUUGAAACUCUAGAAAACAAGGGUACUACUAUCACUUACACCCUAUGGACAGGUGCUUACACAUCCACUAUUCCAAAAAAACAACAACAACAACAACAACGGUGGAUCUGGUAG